CUCGAUCCUCCGGAUCCGAACAGAGUCAGACUCCGGUGAUCAUCAGCUGCCACCAUGCCGACAGUCAGCGUGAAGAGAGAUCUGCUCUUUGAAGCUCUGGGACAAACAUACACGGAUGAAGAAUUUGAUGAACUGUGUUUCGAGUUUGGCCUCGAGCUGGACGAAAUCACGUCAGAGAAGGAAAUCUUAAGCCGUGAGCAGGGAGAUGAGAAGGCCGAGGGGGCGUCUGAUGUUGUGCUGUAUAAGAUCGACGUUCCAGCCAACCGCUAUGAUCUGCUGUGUCUGGAGGGUCUCGUCAGGGGUCUGCAGGUCUUCAAGGAGAGGAUGGAAGCUCCCCGGUAUAAAUGUGUGAGUCCGGCAAAUGGAGGAGAGCCUCAGCGGCUGGUCAUAACAGAGGAGACGGCGUCUGUGAGGCCUCACGCUGUAGCCGCUGUUCUGCGCAACAUCACUUUCACUCAGGAGCGAUACGACAGCUUCAUAGAGCUGCAGGAGAAACUGCACCAGAACGUCUGCAGGAAAAGGACGCUGGUUGCCAUAGGAACUCAUGAUUUGGACACCAUCUCCGGUCCAUUCACUUACACAGCCAAAGCGCCCGCAGAUAUCCGCUUCAAACCACUCAAUCAGAGCAAAGAGUACAACGCCACUGAGAUCAUGAGUCUCUAUAAGACUGACAGUCAUCUGAGGCACUACCUGCAUAUCAUCGAGAACGAACCUCUCUACCCCAUCAUUUAUGACAGCAAUGGAGUCGUCCUGUCGAUGCCGCCCAUCAUCAACGGGAACCACAGCAAAAUCUCAUUAAACACAAAGAAUGUUUUCAUUGAGUGCACGGCCACAGACCUCACAAAGGCAAAGAUCACGCUGGACAUGAUAGUGACCAUGUUUAGUGAAUACUGCGAGGACCCGUUCACGGUUGAGGCAGCUGAGGUUGUUUAUCCUGAUGGCAGAUUGUGUGUGUAUCCGGAGCUGGCGUACAGGACGGAGACACUGUCUGGGGACUUCGUCAACAAAAAAGUUGGGAUCAAUGAAUCAGCAGAAAGCAUCGCUCAGCUGCUGACCCGGAUGUGUUUGAGGUCAGAGGUCAGCGGCGAGGGCGAUCACAUCCAGGUUGAGAUCCCGCCCACACGCUCCGAUGUCAUCCACGCCUGUGACAUCAUGGAGGACGCUGCCAUAGCGUACGGCUUCAACAACAUCGUCAGGAGCACGCCACGCACGUACACAGUAGCCAAUCAGCUCCCUCUAAAUAAACUGACAGAGUUACUGAGGCAAGACCUAGCAGCCGCCGGCUUCACUGAAGCUCUGACAUUCGCUCUGUGUUCACAAGAAGAUAUCGCAGAUAAACUUGGGAAAAACAUAGCAGAAAUCAAAGCAGUCCACAUCUCUAACCCAAAGACCGCAGAGUUUCAGGUGGCGCGCACCUCUCUUCUUCCUGGCCUCCUGAAAACGGUCGCUGCCAACAGGAAGAUGCCCCUUCCUCUGAAACUGUUCGAGAUUUCAGACGUCGUCCUGAAGGAUGAUACAAAAGACGUAGGAGCCCGUAACAACAGGCGUCUCUGUGCCGUUUACUACAACAAGAGCCCGGGGUUUGAAGUCAUCCACGGACUCCUGGACCGGGUCAUGCAGCUGCUGGAUGUCAAACCAGGCCGUAACCAAGGAUACCACAUCCAGGCGGCAGAGGACUCCACCUUCUUCCCUGGCCGCUGCGCUGAGAUCUUUUCACGUGGCAAAAGCAUCGGACACCUCGGGGUCCUUCACCCUGAUGUCAUCAAUCGUUUUGAGCUGACCAUGCCUUGCUCUGCCAUCGAUAUUGACAUUGAGCCCUUCCUGUGAUGUCAUAAUGCUAAUUAUCUUAGCCACACCCCUCCAGUUCGGUCAGUGUCUUUGCUCCUCCUUUAGAAGCGACAUCCACACAUUACUGGCUGCUUAUCUUUAGGAGAAUGAGUUAGCGGCAUGUUACUGUAUGUGUCAAAAUAAAUCACUGUUUUAAUAAACCUCAGCUUGUCCACUGCUAGUAUGUUACUUACUAUGGAACAUUUUACAACAUAGCAACCAAUAAAUGUGGAUGAAUAAACCGAAACCGUUUUA
This is a messenger RNA of Pimephales promelas (fathead minnow), 2082 nucleotides long. It is a transcript of the gene farsb, whose product is annotated as phenylalanyl-tRNA synthetase subunit beta. Gene Ontology annotation, cellular component: phenylalanine-tRNA ligase complex; cytoplasm. The record is from RefSeq and is a predicted model, not a curated record. Gene Ontology annotation, biological process: phenylalanyl-tRNA aminoacylation. NCBI's taxonomy places the organism in Eukaryota, Metazoa, Chordata, Actinopteri, Cypriniformes, Leuciscidae. Gene Ontology annotation, molecular function: RNA binding; ATP binding; magnesium ion binding.